UGUGUGCGAGCGUGUGUGGCUGGGGGAAGCCAUUGCCUGUUUAAUAGUUGCUGUUGCUGCACUUCCGCUUCUCUCCCAGCGAGAGAGACACGAGUGGCCAGGCCCAGCCGCAGCCGCAGCAGCAGCCGCCGCGGCGGCACGGAGGAGCCAGACACAAAGAGAGGGGCUGUUUGCGGGGUGGGGUGGGGGGUUCGCUAUGUCGGAUGACGAUUCGAGGGCCAGCACCAGCUCCUCCUCAUCUUCGUCCUCCAACCAGCAAACCGAGAAAGAAACAAACACCCCCAAGAAGAAGGAGAGUAAAGUCAGCAUGAGCAAAAACUCCAAACUCCUCUCUACCAGCGCCAAGAGGAUUCAGAAGGAGCUGGCAGACAUCACUUUAGACCCUCCACCUAACUGCAGUGCUGGUCCCAAAGGCGAUAACAUCUAUGAAUGGAGAUCAACCAUUCUGGGGCCUCCAGGAUCCGUGUAUGAGGGUGGUGUAUUUUUCCUUGAUAUCACUUUUACACCAGAAUACCCCUUCAAGCCUCCAAAGGUUACAUUUCGGACAAGAAUCUAUCACUGUAAUAUUAACAGUCAAGGAGUUAUUUGCUUGGACAUAUUAAAAGAUAAUUGGAGUCCAGCACUAACCAUUUCUAAAGUUCUCCUUUCUAUCUGCUCCCUUCUUACAGACUGUAAUCCUGCUGACCCUUUGGUGGGAAGUAUUGCCACUCAGUAUAUGACCAACAGAGCAGAACAUGACAGAAUGGCCAGACAGUGGACCAAGAGAUACGCUACAUAAAUUGGGUUUUCACAAUUCUUACAUUAUUUGUCUGUCACAGAGAGAGCUGCUUAUGAUUUUGAAGGGGUGGGGGAGGGUGGGAGUUGGUAAAGAGUAGGGUAUUUCUAUAACAGAUAUUAUUCAGUCUUAUUUCCUAAGAUUUUGUUGUAACUUAAGGUAUCUUGCUACAGUAGACAGAAGAAUUGGUAAAAGCAACUUUAAAAACUGUCAUUAGUUCUGCAAUAUUAGCUGAAAUGUAGUACAGAGAAUAGACAUUUGGGUUCAGUUGCUUGUAGUCUGUAAAUUUAAAAUAGCUUAAUUUUGUACAGGUUACACACAUGGCCAUUUAUGUAAAGUCCUUCCAAGACUACAAUUUUUUUUUUGUUCAAAAAAAUUGGAAUUUCUUUUCCCUUCUUGGGAGGGAACAUUGAUAUUUAACAGUUUUUAGAGACUGUCAUCUCAUAUAUAUAAAAUGGAUAUGUGGCUAUAAGACACCAUAUAGGAAAUGAGUAGUUAUGUAUUUUAUUUUAUAUGCCAAUCUACUUUAUUGUGACAAGAUAAGAGGUUUGAAUCACGACUUGUGAAAACCUGUAGUAAAAUACCUUAAGCUGUUAACUGUAAGGUGUGGAAUAGGAGUUGCUCAGUGGAUUGGUUAUAUGUUGUGGACUACUUAAGUCUGCAUUUGUUACUGUGCUAAUAAACAAUAUUAAAACAAGCACCUAA
Molecule: messenger RNA, 1480 nt
Organism: Canis lupus familiaris (dog)
Lineage: Eukaryota; Metazoa; Chordata; Mammalia; Carnivora; Canidae
Gene: UBE2E1
Product: ubiquitin conjugating enzyme E2 E1
Exons: 6
Coding region: 197-778 (193 amino acids)
Biological process (GO): protein polyubiquitination
Cellular component (GO): nucleus
Molecular function (GO): ubiquitin conjugating enzyme activity
Source: RefSeq, a predicted model, not a curated record